Messenger RNA from Colius striatus (speckled mousebird), 2194 nucleotides. RefSeq names its product CCAAT enhancer binding protein gamma (gene CEBPG). Gene Ontology annotation, biological process: DNA-templated transcription; regulation of transcription by RNA polymerase II. Bases 194 to 646 code for a protein of 150 amino acids. Gene Ontology annotation, molecular function: RNA polymerase II cis-regulatory region sequence-specific DNA binding; DNA-binding transcription factor activity, RNA polymerase II-specific. NCBI's taxonomy places the organism in Eukaryota, Metazoa, Chordata, Aves, Coliiformes, Coliidae. The record is from RefSeq and is a predicted model, not a curated record. The transcript is spliced from 2 exons.
GCCGCACGCUGCAGCCAGCGGCUCAGCCCGGCCCGGCCCGGCCCGGCCCCUCCCGCCGCCGCCGCCCGCUCGCGCCGCCACAGGUUCACCUUGCCAUUAAUCCAUGUGAAGACCUAUUGGAAGCAUCUUCUAGAAACGUAACAGUUUUUAGUCUCCUAAUAAAUUCUGCUGUGUCCAAGAAGAGCCUGUCCAAAUGAGCAAGAUAUCCCAACAGAACACCGCUACAGAUGCGAACGGAGUCAGCGUGAUUCACACCCAGGCACACACCAGUGGUUUGCAGCAGGUUCCCCAGCUGGUGCCCGUCAGUCCUGGUGGUGGAGGCAAAGCUGUGCCUCCAAGCAAACAGGGAAAGAAAAAUUCCUUUGUGGAUAGAAACAGUGAUGAGUAUCGGCAGCGCAGAGAGCGGAACAACAUGGCAGUGAAAAAGAGCCGGUUAAAAAGCAAGCAGAAAGCACAGGACACGCUGCAAAGGGUCAACCAGCUCAAGGAGGAAAAUGAACGUUUAGAGGCAAAAAUUAAGCUCCUGACCAAGGAGCUGAGUGUACUGAAAGACUUGUUCCUUGAGCACGCGCACAAUCUUGCAGACAAUGUGCAACCUGUUGGCACUGAAACCACCACAACAAAUCCAGAAAACAGUGGACAGUAGAUGCUGGUGCAACCUUAUGAAAUGAACUCUGGAGAUGCAGCUUGUGGGCAACACCCGUGCAGUAACCAAGCAAAAACUGUUCUUUUAACCAUCAUUUUGUGGAGAUGAUUUUGUGGAGAUUUUUUUUCCUUUUAGGUUUAACACUGAAGGUUUGAUACAAUUAAACCAGAAACUGCGUAGGGUAUUUAAGUAUUUUUCUCCUCUGAAAGAUUUAUCUAGCAAACACAGAUCUAAAUUCAUAGUCAACAAGGAGCUUAGGAAUACUAGAGAAAUAGCAUUUUCACAGAAACAUUCACUUACCUUAUAGUCUGCAUAAAUGGGAGGAGUCCAGUAAGAUGGUUCACUGCAGUUUCAGAAAGUCAUAAUUGGAAAUAAUGUCUUUUAAAUACCUUUUAGUGUAUUUAAGCCCUUUGUUUUCUCCAUUACGGAUUACGAAAGUGCAAAGGCUGUGAAGGGUGUUUGCUUUCAUUUUUGGUGGGCUACUUUGAAUCUGUAGAGCAAGUCAUGUAAAGCACCACUUAAGUCUUUCCUGUCAGGUUAUAGUUAAUGGGGAGGGUGUAGUAAUAGUGAGCUGCGAUGCUUACUGAUGUUUUCUAGAAAAAUAGCAGUAUACUAUGAUAGUAUAUCCAGGCAGCUGGCUUCUAAAUGGCAAAUGAGUCUGAAGCAUCAUGUACAAGAGGUAAAGCAGCAUACGGACAAAGCUUGUGUUCACAUUGCUCAUAUGGUGACUGGGGCCUUAUGAGAACAAGAUUCUGGUUUUCAGAAUGCAUCAAACUGCUACAAAAACCCUGUGCUCUGCAGAAUUGCAUUCUGGGGUGCAGGUAUCAGGGUGAACAAAACGUGCAGCUUGGCUGAGCAAUGAGAGGGGUAAGACAGCAUCUGUUCAGCCAGAACGUAUUUUCAUGGCUGUUCAGAUGUGCAGCCGAGAUCUUACAGAAAUUCACAGUCACUUUAAAAAAUAAAUGGCCCUAGUUUGAAUAACUGCUUCAAUAGCUAUCAUACAGUUGGUAUGAUAAAUAUCUUCGGUCUUGUUUUAUUUUCAUAAAAGUUUUUCUAUUCCAACUUUUUUAAUGCUAGUGCUAAGUCUUUGCCAUGAUCCAUAGUGCAGUGGUAUGUACUAUAUUGCGGAUUUGAACAAUACAAGUGAAACAGGAACUUUGAUGUAACCUUAAUUUAUUUUCAUUUUUAAAUAUUUCAUUGAUGGUAUGGUUGUGUUACAUUUAACCUGUGUGUCUGGCUAGUGGACUAUAACACUGUCUUAAUUUCCCUCCUACACUACCUUUUUCCAUAGAUGAUUUUGUAGGAUGCCUGUUUGCCUUGUAUCUGUACUUAGGAAGAGAAUUUGGUAUUAUCUCUAUGAAGAUGCUGUUAAAAAACAAAACCUUGAAAAGUUGUUUCUGAAUUUAAACUUUUAAUACAUGCACAAAACUUUUAUGGAUUGUUUUGGAUUAUGGUAGUCUUUUUACAAAGAUAUGUUUUUGGUUCUAGCUACAGCUUAAGUAGGUAGGGUUGAAAUAUCAGAAGCUAAUAAAAAACCUUUUGCUUCCA